UAUCCACAUAUUGUAAGAUGGUCCUGAGUGUAUCUGGAAUGAUGUUAAGAUGGUCCUCUUCCAUCUCCUCCGCCACGCCCUUCACCUCUUCAACGAAUCGUAGUCCUCCAAAGACACGCCGUGGUUUUCGGGUGGAGUCGUUGAAGCGGAGUUCGAAACCAGCGUCUGCGGAGUUGGUGAAGGACCCCAAUAAGGACUUGUCCCGCAUUCUCCGAACCGAAGCCGCCAUCAGAGGCGUUCAUAACAAGGCCAAGUCUUCCUCCCACAAACAGCUCUGGCCCAAGGCCCUUCUCGAAUCCCUCGACGACGCCAUCAAACGCUGUCGUUCGCACUCCGCUCUCGAGAUUUUUGCACUCCUUCGUAAGCAAUACUGGUAUCAACCACGAUGCCGAACGUAUGCAAAGCUUUUGAUGAUGCUCGGCAAGUGCAGGCAGCCUGAAGAGGCUUCUCUGCUCUUUGAGAUCAUGUUGUCUGAAGGCCUUAAACCUACUGUUGAUGUCUACACUGCUCUUGUAAGUGCUUAUGGUCAAAGUGGUCUCCUUGAUCAGGCUUUUUCUACUGUUGAAGAUAUGAAAUCAGUUGUUGACUGCGAACCAGAUGUAUAUACUUAUUCUAUUCUUAUCCGUUGUUGUGCGAAAUUUCGUCGUUUUGAUCUGAUUGAACAUGUUCUAGCAGAGAUGUCGUAUCUGGGCAUCAAAUGCAACUGUGUGACGUAUAAUUCUAUCAUUGAUGGAUAUGGUAAGGCUAGCAUGUUUGAACAGAUGGAUGAUGCAUUGAAUGAUAUGAUUGAAAAUGGAAACUCCCACCCGGAUGUUUUCACGCUGAAUUCUUUUGUUGGAGCAUAUGGAAAUGCUGGGCAAAUCGAUAAGAUGGAGAAGUGGUAUGAUGAAUUUCAGCUAAUGGGGAUAAAGCCAGACAUAACAACGUUCAAUACGAUGAUAAAGUCCUAUGGAAAAGCUGGCAUGUAUGAGAAGAUGAAGACUGUUAUGGAUUUCAUGGAGAAGAGGUUUUUCACUCCAACGAUCGUAACAUAUAAUACUGUCAUUGAGGUGUUUGGCAAAGCUGGAGAGAUUGAGAAAAUGGAUCAACACUUUCUGAAGAUGAAGCAUCUAGGAGUGAAGCCUAAUUCUAUAACUUAUUGCUCACUUGUUAGUGCUUAUAGCAAAGUUGGGUGCAUUGACAAAGUUGACUCAAUCAUGAGGCAUGUUGAAAAUUCUGAUGUAGUAUUGGAUACUCCCUUCUUUAAUUGCAUAAUUAGUGCCUAUGGUCAGGCUGGCAACUUAAAAAAAAUGGGCGAGUUAUUCUUGGCUAUGAGAGAAAGAAAAUGUGAACCUGAUAACAUCACUUUCGCUUGCAUGAUCCAGUCAUACAACACCCAAGGCAUGACUGAGGCUGUUCAAAACUUGGAAAACAUGAUGAUUUCUGCCAAAAGUAGCUUGGGCACUAAGUUGAUUGGAUGCUAGCAUAGAUAAUUGUGAUUGAAGACUUAACAAUUCUACUCAUGGUGAUCCUGAUUUGGAAAUCUUUGAGAACUUCAGCAGGGAUUCUAUAGAUGAUAUAGCAUUGGAGUGCAUGUUGCUUGAAGAUAUAAAAAAUGUUGGGUUUUAUUUAUCAUAAUCUCAAGUGUAGUUUCAAUCAAUUUUGGUGUCCUGCAUACCAUUAUGUAUGCAACUCAGUCAACCAAUUGGGUUAGGUGUUCAAUUUUGAAAGACAGACUACGAUACCCGGUGCUUUGCAGUCUAUACAGCUCAUACCCACCUUGCUUACUGAUAUUGCAAUGUGCUGUAUGGAUGGGUUGUUGCAUCCCAAAUUUCCAAUAAUACCAUAGCGUAUCACCAAAAAUGCUAGUAACACUAACAUUUUUCUUUUGACAUACUCUCUUCUAUUGGGUGAAAUUUAUGUUGGUCCCAUUAAAUAUGCAAGUCUCUUCUCAUUUAGUGGGUUUCGUUCCAAAACUAGUAGGACCUACAUGAAUUUUAACAAGUAGAAAAUAGUGUUACAAAGGAAGUGUUGGUGUUUUAUUUGCACUUUUCUUUAUACCACCAAAAAUCCUCAAAGCAAAUGAGUUGUGCACCAAGUAAUUGCAUAGUUUGUCUAUAAUGUAUGAAAUAUAAUAAAGUCCAUCCAUUUAAUUGUUAAAAUGAAUGUGCUUCUAUGCUUGUGGAUUUGUCAUUACUUGAAUGUAUUAUUACUACUUUGUGUGU
This is a messenger RNA of Glycine soja, 2204 nucleotides long. Its product is annotated as pentatricopeptide repeat-containing protein At3g53170. The record is from RefSeq and is a predicted model, not a curated record. The transcript is spliced from 4 exons. Gene Ontology annotation, molecular function: protein binding. Bases 18 to 1463 code for a protein of 481 amino acids. NCBI's taxonomy places the organism in Eukaryota, Viridiplantae, Streptophyta, Magnoliopsida, Fabales, Fabaceae.